Molecule: messenger RNA, 810 nt
Organism: Pistacia vera
Lineage: Eukaryota; Viridiplantae; Streptophyta; Magnoliopsida; Sapindales; Anacardiaceae
Product: disease resistance protein Pik-2-like
Exons: 1
Coding region: 1-810 (269 amino acids)
Molecular function (GO): ADP binding
Source: RefSeq, a predicted model, not a curated record
AUGGCAGAGAUAGCAGUUGGAGCCGCAAUAUCCAUAAUCAAUAGGCUCAUUAACGGUUUUCUAGCAAAUUCCCAGCGCAAGGAACAGGCCACCGUCACUGAUUUUGAUUCCAUAAAAAAGUGUCUAAACACGAUGCAAGCCUACUUGAAGGAUACAGAAGAAAUAAGAGAAGUCACUGAAGGCUUCAAGGAUCAGGUGAAACAAGUACGUGAUUUAGCAUAUGAAAUAAAGGAUGCAAUUGAAGAGUAUAUGCUUGAGGUUCCUGAUCACUUUCAUGAGCAUAAAAUCACAAAAAUUCUUCAUCGUGUGGCUCACCCUGUAACUGACAAGAAACCCCUCUCUCGGUUGCUCUCAAGCGUGGAGACUAUCAAGGUCAUGAUGAAAGGUAUAGAAGAAUUAGAUCGUUUCCGCAUACUUCCAUCUGAACGAGCCUCGAGGAGUUCUGGUGCAGUUUGUUAUCCCAAAGUCAUGGAUUAUGAAUUAGUAGGCAUUGAGAAGCGUAGAGAUGAACUUAUUAAUCUCAUAAGAAGUCGAGAAUCGAGGAAGAUGGUGGUUUCAGUGUUUGGAGAUCGUGGCUCAGGUAAAACCACUCUCAUUGAGGAAGUUCAUGAAAAGCUGAAGGAAGAUUUUGAGUGUCAUGCUUUGGUUUCAGUUCCUCACCCUGUGCCUGUGGAGGGCAUAUCAGAUAAGAUUUGUGCAGCAAUGGAGAUACCAGUUCCCAAUAGACCCUCUCUUAUUUCCAUAACCUGGAUAAUUCCAUGUGUGAAACCGUAUUUUUUCAACCAAAGACAGCCCUACUUCCGCCGCUAA